Molecule: messenger RNA, 2220 nt
Organism: Amphiprion ocellaris (clown anemonefish)
Lineage: Eukaryota; Metazoa; Chordata; Actinopteri; Pomacentridae
Gene: slc1a1
Product: solute carrier family 1 member 1
Exons: 12
Coding region: 219-1793 (524 amino acids)
Biological process (GO): L-glutamate transmembrane transport
Cellular component (GO): plasma membrane
Molecular function (GO): L-glutamate transmembrane transporter activity; L-cysteine transmembrane transporter activity; glutamate:sodium symporter activity
Source: RefSeq, a predicted model, not a curated record
ACACACACACACACACACACACCAACCAUCAGCAGUGUCUGACGGCUGCAUCCUUUGCCGUAGCAACGCUGCUGCCGCUGCUGCUCCUUCCUCCUCCUCUUCUUCCUCGGCUGCAUCUGACAUCCAGGACUGCAGGACUCUUUUGUGUCUCCACAGGGGCUGUUGUCGUUUCUCCCCAUUGUUUUUUUUUUAUUAUUCAAAGGAAAAGAGAAAAAAGCAUGGACAUGAUGGGCAACAAAGAGCGACGAGGCGUGAAUCUGAGAGGCUUGCUGAGGAGGAACUGGCUGCUGAUAGCCACCGUUGUAUCGGUGCUGCUCGGGAUCUGUUUGGGCGUCCUGGUCAGAGAGUAUGCAUCCCUCUCCCAACUCGACAAGCAGUAUUUUGGCUUCCCAGGAGAGAUCCUAAUGCGAAUGCUGAAGCUGGUCAUCCUGCCGCUCAUCAUUUCCAGCAUGAUAACAGGUGUUGCAGCCCUGGACUCUGAGGUUUCAGGAAAGAUAGGUCUACGAGCUGUUAUUUAUUACUUCUCAACAACAGUCAUUGCAGUUAUUCUUGGAAUUAUUUUGGUGAUGACUAUCAAACCUGGAGUCUCUCAGACAGCUGAUAACAUUGACAGAACUGGGACCACGCCUAACGUCACUACAGUGGACACACUGCUGGACCUCGUCAGAAACAUGUUUCCAGAAAAUCUGGUGCAGGCUUGUUUUCAGCAGUACAAAACAAAACGCAAAGAAAUGGAGCCUGAGAAACUUUCAGUCAACACCACCACAAUUCCACCUCUUACAACUACUAUCAUGGCGGCAGUGGAGAACAUCACUAAGGAGUAUAUGAUCAUCGGCUCAUAUUCGGAUGGAAUCAACGUAUUGGGGCUUAUCGUGUUCUGCGUUGCUUUUGGCCUCGUCAUUGGGAAGAUGGGGGAAAAGGGUCGUAUCCUCCUGGAAUUUUUUGAUGCCCUGAAUGAAGCAACCAUGAAAUUGGUCCAGAUUAUUAUGUGCUACAUGCCCAUAGGGAUCCUGUUCCUCAUUGCUGCUAAGAUCAUUGAGGUGGAAGACUGGGACAUCUUCAAGAAAAUGGGCCUUUAUAUGGUGACGGUGCUGAGUGGGCUAGCUAUCCACGCCACCAUCUGUCUACCACUCAUCUUUUUCAUCAUCGUAAGGAAGAACCCGUAUACGUUUACACUGGGAAUGGCCCAGGCUCUGGUGACAGCUCUCAUGAUCUCCUCCAGCUCGGCUACCCUGCCCAUCACCUUCCGAUGUGCCGAGGAGAACAAUCGUAUCGACAAGAGGAUCACCCGCUUCGUCCUCCCAGUGGGUGCCACCAUUAACAUGGACGGGACGGCGUUGUAUGAAGCGGUGGCCGCCAUCUUCAUCGCACAGCUGAAUGACUUCACUCUAGAUGUGGGCCAGAUUGUUACUAUCAGUAUAACAGCAACAGUUGCCAGUAUUGGAGCAGCAGGAGUCCCUAACGCCGGGCUUGUCACCAUGGUGAUCGUCUUAACAGCUGUUGGAUUACCUGCAAAUGAUGUCACCCUGAUAGUCGCUGUGGAUUGGCUGCUGGAUCGGUUUCGCACUAUGAUCAACGUUCUCGGCGACGCUUACGGAGCCGGUAUCGUUCAGAAACUCUCCAGGAGGGAACUGGAGAGGAUGGAUCUGAUGUCAGACGUGGACGUCGCCAACCCUUUCGCUCUGGAAGCUACUUUGGACGAUGAAGAGUGUGAGAAGAAAUCCUAUGUCAACGGAGGCUUCACCGUUGACAAGACAGAUGCAAUCUCCUUCACGGAAACCUCCCAGUUUUAGCCUCUGGCUGGCUCAGAGGAGCAGAAAGUGCCACGCUGCUAUGGAUAUAAUGCAACCUUCCAUCAUGUAUCAACACCAUGACGAAAGAGUUUCCAACUAGAUCCAUCCAAGCUCCGACAUCAGCAAUAGCAGCCUCCAUUAAGCUUACCCAAGACGAUCGCCCUUCAUGUUGGACAUUUACAACCACCACUAGAUUAAAGUGCUUCCUUCUGAAACUCAAAUUGUGCCAAGAUUAAGAAAUGUCAGUUUUCUUUCGAAUAAGAGGGUGUCAAACAUGCACUCGAAAGAAGAGCUGUUUGUCUGUGUGAGUGCACGCAUGAGGAUGUUCUUUUUGGAUGUAUCUGAAGGGUGUGUAUGUAUUUUGCAAUUAAAUUUUGUGUCAAUUAAAUACUGUUUUAAAAAAAAUAUAUAUAUAUAUACACACACA